Molecule: messenger RNA, 339 nt
Organism: Melampsora larici-populina 98AG31
Lineage: Eukaryota; Fungi; Basidiomycota; Pucciniomycetes; Pucciniales; Melampsoraceae
Exons: 1
Coding region: 1-339 (112 amino acids)
Source: RefSeq, a predicted model, not a curated record
AUGAAUCCAUUGGUUUUGAAACCUUUAACACCACCUUCGUUUGAUGAAGAUCAUCUUCAUGGUCGAAAAGAUGUAAGAGAUGAAGAAGUCUAUCGACUCAAACAAAGAGUUAACCAACUAGAGUUUUUAAAUGGGAUGAUGAAAUCAAAGAUUUCGAGAUUAGAAUCGGCUGAUUCUAAGAGAGUUUCUUGGGAUGGAAGUUGUGGGACUACUGCUGUUGGUAGGAAUAGGUUGGAUGAUGAUGAGAUUAGAAGUAGGAGAAGUUCGGGUAGGAUGCAGGUUGGUAUUGAAGCUGGAGAAAGAGAGGGGAAUGGAGAAGGGAUGGGAUCUGCUUGGUGA